AAAAGGGUUCAGAAACAACCAAAUAAACGACUAAAAGACCCUAAACAUGUAAUAGCAGAUUUAUCAGCAAAAAAUGGCGAAUGAAAAACUUCGCUUAUACAUAUCUCAAGUAACAGCACAGGUCGACUGAACCACUACCUUGAAACCUGAUUACUAGAGGUUGAGGGUGGUCAGUUCAUCAUUCUGCGCUACUAUGACGAGAACUGAGGGUCAGAGCGAACGCGCCUUAACUGCAGUGAAGGAUACACUCGAUGACAUCAAAAGCCGUCCUCAUCGCCAGCAGGUUAUUAUAGGUGUAGGAUCAGGACUGUAAGAUCGUAAUAAAAUUUUCAAAUUACUUCCCUAGACUUGCAGGUUAUAUAUUCGCGAAAAUCGGCAGGGUUGCUGCUCUUCUUUUGGGUGGAAGUCUGAUUGCCUUACAAUGCGCCGUCCAACAAGACGUUAUACGUAUCAAUUGGAGAAAAGUAGAACAUGCUGGUCACCAAAUACAGUCAAACACACCUGUCAUCUUCGAAGACAAGCGUACGUCGAAAAAUAAAGUUAGUCAUACAAGAAAUGUGCAUGUCGUAGAUUGUUGUGAAUCAUUGUCCUUAUAUAUACGUAUUAUUGCUGGUGAUAUCUGUCUGCUUAUAAUUUUGUCAUCAAAUUUUACACUGAGCACCAAUUUUUAUUCGUUUUCACUUAUUCCUUUUCUCCAUUUAUUGAUACACAUGAAUAAUCUUAUCAGUUGAAUGCCAUACCAGUAACUUACGAGUAUCUUCUACUCUUAAUGGCCACGUUUCGCAUCCGUAAAGUGGAACGGAACGAAUUGCCACGCAGUUUACUCGUCCCUUAAUUGAUAGACGGAUAUCUCGCCUUCUCCAUAGGUGACGUAAGUUGGCAAAAGUCAAGCGAGCUUUUCGAAUCCGUGCUGAGAUUUCGUCAGACACCAACCUAUUAGGGUUGAUCAGACUUCCAACAUAAGUGAAGUUGUCAACGCGUUCGACUACUUCACUCCCUAUCCUUAGUUUAGGUGUUGACAUAGGCCAGUCCUGAAGCAAUAACUUGGGUCUAGAGGGGAAAAGCAUCCCAAACAUUCUGGCAUUGUCGCUCAGUGCUACUGGAAGACUGCAUUUUAUCAGCGUCUUCACCAAACAGGACUAUAUCAUCUGCGUAUUCUAAGUCGAUAAGUGGAUCUCCUGGAAUAAGAUCAAUACCCGAGAAUUCAGUAGACGAGAAUGUUAUUUCCAUCAAUAGGUCUAUGAUAAAGUUAGACAGAAAUGGAGAUAGUGGACAACCUUGUCAAACACCACUUGAGGUUGCAAAAGCAGAUGACAGUUCGCCAUAAGCUCUGACUCGACUGGUAGUGUUCGAGUAAAGAGCCUUCACAAGGUUUAUGUUCUUCUGAGGUACGCCUUUCACUGACAGACACUGCCAUAGAAUCUCACUCACAGAAUCUCGCGGUCUACGGAGUCAAAUGUUGCCUUUAAGUCAAGAAAAACUAUCACUGUUGGACACCGAUAAGUAUGCCUGUGUUCUAAAACCUGACGAAUGGUGAAUAUGUGGUCGAUGCAGCCACGACCAGGUCUGAAGCCAGCUUGAUUUUCUCGUGUUUGCAGUUCACGAGUCUUUAUUAGGCAUCCGAACAUUAUUGAGGGUAGUAUUUUAGAUUCUAUAUUGAACUUAUGGUUAUUACAGGGUGAUUUUGACCCGUUUUUAUAUAUUGGGACAAUCAGUGAUUGUGACCAGCCAGAUGGGAUUAUGUCCAACCGCCAGAUUUUAGCUAAAGCAUUAGUUCGUUCCGUCCUACUUUAUGGCAGUGAAACAUUGCCGGUAAGAGUAAAUGAUAUUCAUAGGUUACUAGUAUUUGAUCAUAGGUGUCUUCAAAACAUUGUUCGUAUAUCCUGGGACCAUCGAGUAAAUAACGCAGUUGUUAGGAAACGGGUACUAGGUAAGGAUGGCAAAUCAAUUGAUGACGUAGUGAAACUUCAUCAGUUGAGAUGGCUGGGACACGUGUUACGUAUACCCAACCACCGACUGUCUCGACGUGCGAUAUUUUAUGGUGUAGGGGUAGAUUGGAAGAAAGCUAGGAGCGGUCAGACCAAAACAUGGCGCAAAUCCAUAAAGUCACUGACAAGUGGACUGAGUCACGUUGGUAGGUGUACACUACCUGGUUGGGAUCUGCGAAAUGAAAGCAACCGAUGGUUAGAGACCCUGAAUGACAUGGCUCAAAAUAGUCUGCAAUGGCGCAGGUGCAUCCACUCUUUGUGUUCUCCCAAAUUCUAAUCUCCUGAAUCCUCAUUGUCUCUUUUUUUCUCUUCCCAAAUCUAUUUCACUGGAUUAUACUCCGUGAAUAACAUCUUCAAACCCUGAUGUUUCCGACUACUGCUUAUACUCUUACCGCCUCUAUCACUGUUGGAUUAAAAUCGAUAACUGCAUCUCUGUGCUAAUGUGGUGUGGCAACUCGAACUGAUGUACGUAUGUACGAAGUUCUACGUUGUUAUUGACUGACUGACUGAAAGUAUUAGUCAACCUAGUCGCUAAAAUUGGACCACCAUCCUUAAAAACCUCUGACGCCAAUCCAUCUAGACCAGCUGCUCUCCCUCGUUUCAGAUUAGCUAUAGCUUUCUGAACUUCAGGUAGAGUCGGGGGACCUACUUCAAUGUUCCAUUCACACUGUCGAUGGUACAAGAUUCUAGAUCCUAACCAAGGAGGCCUGCUUGCCGAUUUAACACAGGGUGCAUACGUUGAAGGCUCUAGUAUGUAAUUUGGAGCGAGUUUUCAGUAGACCUGAGACAGUGUUUCGCGCACCAGAAUCGUUGGCUAUGGUGACACUUGAGGAGGAAGUCAAAAGAGCAAGUUUAGAGUUGAAAGUCGCGGUAGGAGGAAUAAUAAAAAUUGAACAGGGAGAUUGGUUAUAAAUGCAGUGAUCUGGAGUGCUGUUAGAGGUAUGAGGGCGGUUAUCACUUCCCUGUUGCCCACACCGCGGAACGGUUCUUCUGGAGGUACCUGAAUAGGAAAUUGGAUUAAAGGUGGUUUUAGUGACGUAAGAGCGUGACCACGGUGCCUAAGGGGCAACUGUUUGAGGUCGGUCAUACACGACCUUUUUGUGAGUAAUUUUCGUGUUAGCUCCGUACUUAUUGGAACCUUACCGCUCGAAACGGAUAUCCGUGUGAUAAUGCGAGGUGUGCAUUUUAGGGUUGACGUUUUCUAACCUCACCCCUUCUUAUGGGAAGGCAGCAUUGCUGUUAUGUUAAAUGUCUGAAGGAAACACCUUACUGCUGUCACACCUCUGUACAGUCAGCAGUACAACUUCGACCUCAGACCUUAGGUUUGCUGUUUUUAAUCUUGCCACUCUUCAACCGACCUGUUUGGCAUGGUAGGACCUUGAGGUAGCAGCAACGGUCGGGACAAAUGUUACCUGAUGUAUGACAUUGUAAGCAAUUGUCGUUGACUUAGCAAUCCUUUCAUUCACUUUGACUAAUGCUUCCUUAGUGUUGUCGUCUACUUAGACAUUCUUCUUAUUUCUAUUAGGAUGUUCCGUUAACAGCCUCAUGACGGUCGAUUCGGUUUGAACUAUCAAUAGAGACUUAACAAUCAUCCAAAGGCUUUGAGUUGCUUAUUAGUGUUUAGUUUUGGCUAUCCAGAACAGUUACCACCUUUGACAAUGACAAAUACCUUAAACGUCCAUGUUAUCUCCAACAGAGUCAUACUGUAGCAUCGACUAUUGGUUUGGAAUCAGGGUUUUCCAACUCCCCUAAAAGGAUGUUCGAACCUACCGACCCGGUUAAAGCGCCAAACAUUCGCUUUUCGUUCUCUCGAUUUCUUAAACAACACCCUCGUCGCAUUUGGGAGCUGACGAUUAUUUCAAGAAGUCGAAAUUGUGAUACAACAAAUUUUUAUAUAAUAAAAACUAUAACCUUAGGGUAUAUGAUGAAAAUAAUAGACUAAAAGAGAAGGUAGCUAAUCAGAUAACAGCAAAAGUCAGUAAGGUAAUAUCAAUUCAAAAAUUUAUAACGACCAUUUUAGCACUAAUAAAAUGAAUACGUUCUCACUGAAUCAUGAACUUUUUAGAACACCUAAACGACUAAUAUACCUGAAAAUAUUGUAUUUCGCAUUAUUGUUCACCCUCCCAUUUUCUAUAUUUCUUAAUGUUUCAAUCUUUUAUUUGGUGUUAAGAAUGGUGCAUUAUUUUGUGUGUGUAAUGAAAAUUAUUUGGUGUUCAUAGAAUUAGAAUGUUGCUGUGUGUAUACAUGAGUGAAUAAUAAUUUGAAUCAUUUGAGCUUUAAGACAAUUAUGAUUUGGAAAGGUCGGUUUUUUGUCUUCGGUUCUCCCACUGGUUACUUGUAGUUGGAAAAAAACCCCACCUUAUAAAACUUUAUUGAAUUCGUGUAUUUGUUAUUCACUUUUUUUUUUCUUACUGUCUCAAUGAACAAUAUAGUGAAAAAAGCUGUCCAAACAUAUAUGUAAGAUAGAUACGAUUAGGAGUAAAAUCAAUGAUAACUGUUACUGGCCUCAUUGUUAUUGUGCGGCUCAUAUGUAUUUAGUGCCCCCUUGUACCAAAUAAAUAUGAAUAAUAGUGUAAAAUAUAAAGCUUUAUAAAACUUUCAACCCAACGUCGUAUGCUAGAAACAAGUAAACGUAUAUUUUUGAGGACUCGGAAAUUCUGAACGAAAUCACAAGAAAUACAAUGAAACUACUGCUUUAUUAGAUCAACCAUUCAGCUUUUUAAUAAACUAAAUUGUUUUAUAAAUUUCAAGUCAUUCAUCAAAAAGACAUUCUACUGUUGACUCCAACUACCAAAGAUAUCUCGGACCUCGUAGUACCUUAUACUAUUCAAUGUCUACAUCUACGUUUUUAACAUUAAAUUUAGUAUAUCAUCCAUUACACUAUAAAACUACACUUCAAAGUUGUUUUAAUAAUAUUACAACAUUGAAAAGUGGUGUUCAUCAUUUUAGAUCGUAAUUGUCCCGCGAGUUAAAAAAAACUCAAAUAUUGAGUAGAUUGCUAUCCGAUGGGGAAAAGUGAUAUUGAUAUGUGCUUAAUCUCUUUCCCUCUCGUUUAUUUAUUUAUUUAAACACAUAAACAUUGGUACGAGGAGGCAAUAAACAGAUAUGCGCCACAUAAAUCAUUCAAUUUGUGUGAGGGCUGGGAUGCUACCCGGGUCCCUAAACCGAAGUAGGUGUUUUCAUUAGUGGGCCACACCUCGAGGCUUCGACCUGAAGGUCGAAUCCACAUGGCAAUAGAGUAACUUCAGGAGAUGCAGUCCCAUGGUAGCCAGUGACCAACGAUUGGUUCAUACGCCAUUUGUUUCCUACGGGUUUACUGGAGCCCAUGUGCCCCAUCGGUUUGGAAUCAGGGUUAUUUUCCAACUCUUCUAGAUGGAUUCUCCAUGUCCAUCAACCCGGCUAAAGCGCCGAACACUCGCUUCUCUCUCAUAUAUAUAUAUAUAUAUUGCAUGUCAACCACGAUAACUAAGAUAUUUCUUACACCCCAUCGAUUCUUUAGCUUUUAAAGUUCGUACAUCUUUUUCGAAGUAUGUGUUCGCAUGUUCAAUUUCAUCCUUAGUUACCGGAUUUCAUUCAGCAAUUGCAUCGAGUUCAGUGUAAUUCAUUGUAGAAAAGAUUUCUCAGAACCAAAUUUGAACUUGAAACUCAUUUGUUGAUAAAUUAGUUAUAAACACUUGAUUAAUUCAAUCAUGUCACAAAUUAAAACAUUUUGAUGUAGUUGCGUUCUUCGAACUGGAUAUUGUAAUCUUAAAGCUUUCAUUAUUUUUCUGUCAUUGACAACUGAAAAGGCCAGUGAUAUCAAUAACCUUAAUAACUUAAUUCUAGGGAUAUAUCAUCAAAUUUUUAAUAACAUAGUCAAUAGUUACCAUGUGCUCACUGGUGACUAGCUUCAUGAGGAAAUUCUCGGAGUUCUAGUGAGAAGCCGUGAUCAGUGGAGCUAAUCCGUGUCGGAUAGAGACAGGUAUCUACCUCAGUACAAUGGAAAAUGGUCGCGCAAUUUUGUGGGUUAGUUGAAGUUAGACAUUAACUCCGUUGGACGCCGGCUCAGUGGUCUAAAGGUUAAGCGUUUGUGCGCGAGACUGAAGGCCCUGGGUUCGAAUCCCGCGAACGGGAUCGUGUAUGCACACUGCUGAGGGGUCGCAUAGUAGGACGAAACGGCCAUCCAGUGCUUCCAGGUUUUCAGUGGUGGUCAAACAUCAAUCAGUUCAUGAUCUCAAUCAAAAACUUAAUAAGCUCCAUAACCCUAUACAGAUAAAGUGAAAUCCUUUUUCCAAUAUCUAAAACAUUUUCUCAUUUCUUUUUUCUUGUAGAUUAUUAAAACAAUUGAAGAAAAUCGUGUAUUUUUCGGUUCGUUCGGUGGGGGGUUCCUAAUUGCUAUUUCAUUUGCUUAGUUUAAUCCCUAUCGAUUUUUUUUGAAAAUGUUUCCAUCUGUGUUGUCAGGCUUCAUUUGUUUGUAUUUAAUAAUCUAAGUUUGUUUGUCAAAUAUUGCUAUAUCAACACGUAUCUUUGUGUCUGUAAAUAAAGUACAUAUUCUCCAGCCUCUCUCUCUCUCUCUCUCUCUCUCUAUAUAUAUAUAUAUAUAUAUAUAUAUAUAUAUAUAUAUAUAUAUCACAGUUUCUAUACACUUUUACAAGUACCAUCAACAGUGUUUGUGUUGAUUUGAAUAAUUUCUUCUUGGGAUACAAAAAUUACUACGGGAGGGAACACUUAGUCCAUAAUAUGCAUGGUUUAAAGCACGUUGUUGACGAAGUUAUUGAACACGCUAGUCUAGAAUCAACCUAGGCAUAUUUCGCCGCUUAUGAGCGUAUGCCUCUAGCCAUGAAUAAUGCUUCUAUUUGGGCGAACCAAAUCCUAGGGUUGUUAGCACCGCAUGUAGGUAGUCUGAACUUAAAGUAUUAUCGUUUGCGUGCGAUGAGUUAAGGGGAUUUAGUGGUGGACAAUCCAUGUCAAUAAGUUUAUUUGGCGAGUACAUAAUGUGAAAAAUAAACUUAUGUACCAAGUAAAAAUAUAAGCAAUAUAACAACUGUGAUAAACUCGAGGCUCACCAGACAAUUGUGGUGGACCAAAUAAUAUAUGAACUCAAAAAUGAUAACCGAGUUACCAAGUACAAAUAGUAAUGUCAAUAUAUAUCAGUUAAACGUUGUAAACACAACAAAAGUAGAGGCUCUACUUAAUUCAGCAGGUUUGUGCGUGUUCCGGUUGAGUUUAGUACUGAAUCCACAAUUAUAGAUGAUUGAAGAUUCCAGUGAGAUUGAUGUCCUUCCAGUGAUAUAACCAAACGUAGGGUGCGGUAUAGUAGUCGAUUUAGAGUUCAGUUAACACAACCACGAGCAAACGGAGAACAAGAGGUGUGUGUAUGGCAGUGCACUUGUUAGUAGGUAACAACGUGUGUCAUACUAUAAGUGUAACACGACGGAAGAAAGUGUGUUCAAGGUCAUACACUUAAACGAC
Molecule: messenger RNA, 7439 nt
Organism: Schistosoma haematobium
Lineage: Eukaryota; Metazoa; Platyhelminthes; Trematoda; Strigeidida; Schistosomatidae
Gene: FUNDC1
Product: FUN14 domain-containing protein 1
Exons: 3
Coding region: 1741-2265 (174 amino acids)
Biological process (GO): autophagy of mitochondrion
Cellular component (GO): mitochondrial outer membrane
Source: RefSeq, a predicted model, not a curated record